CCACGCUUGCGGACUAAGAAGCUUGCAAUGGCAAUACGGUCUCAGGGUGCAUUUCUGGACGCUGCUCGCUCCUACUGCCCUUCCAUUCACAUCAAACGAGUCAUUAUGCAUUUUUAAUUAGAAUAAUAUUUUAAACAUUCUCUCCAGAGCAACGUUUUUACAAACACUGUUUAAUCAAGUGAGGGGCGCCUGCCUAUGACUCUAGCCUCCGAUAGUCUUUCCCAGUGAAUUCUGUUUCACCUCCUGCCGCGAACGCCGGUUCAGUUACUGGCAGAUUAGAUUUCUCUCCUGGCCCCCGCCUCGCCCUUCCCCAUCCUAUGGAGAAGCGGGAAUAAAAAGAUCAGCCCCAGGCGGGCGUGCAGCUGGGUAAGUGCAGCCCGUUGACCGGAGCGCGCGGGUCCAUCGCUGGGCACCCCCUCCCUCUCCCCGCGCCGCCUCCAGCGCGAGUGACAACGCGCCCUCGGGUCUCGGGAGCUGCGGCGGCGAACAAUCCCGGGCAGGGCUCGCCUCGCCGGUGACAUCACUCCCGAAGAUACUCCCCACUCUCAGCGCCUGCCUUCGCAAGGAGUCCGUCCGUUUGCUUGUCGGUUUUCUUCCGUCCGCUGCUGGAGAGGGCUCAUUGCUGGCCAGGGACAGAGCCGGGCACUGAGGAGCGACAGGACCCGGAGGACGAGUAGGGAGAGUGCAGGCAGCGAGGAAAGGAGGAUCCCGGCAGGUGACAAGCAUGAAAUUCAGCCCAGCGCACUACCUGCUGCCUCUCCUGCCGGCGCUGGUCCUCAGCACCAGUGAGGGCAUCGAUCACAUCACUUGCGACUCUGGAGAGCUAGAAAAGCAGCUGAAGCAAGUCUUGAAGGAGCGGAGCACCAUCCUCCGCCAGCUGACAAAAACAUCAAGAGAACUUGAUGGAAUUAAAGUCAACCUUCAGAAUUUGAAAAACGAUGAGAAAUCUGCCAAAACUGAUGUUCAGAAGCUUCUGGAAAUAGGUCAGAAACAAAGAGAACAAAUGAAGUCUCUCCAGGAGGCCCUGGAAAAUCAGCUUAAAGAGACAACUGAGAAAGCAGAAAAACAGCAGGCUACUAUUGCUUUUUUAAAGACUGAAAUGGAGAGAAAGAACAAAAUGAUCCGAGAUCUCCAAAAUGAGAAUAAAAGCUUGAAACACAAACUCUUGUCAGGAAACAAGCUAUGUGGAAUACAUGCAGAAGAGUCAAAAAAAAUCCAAGCCCAGCUGAAGGAGCUUCGUUAUGGGAAGAAGGAUUUAUUAUUUAAGGCCCAACAGCUUACUGAUCUGGAACGAAAAUUAGCUGUGGCGAAAAAUGAACUGGAGAAAGCAGCUCUUGACCGGGCGUCGCAGCUGAAAGCAAUGAAAGAGACGGUACAACUCUGCCUCUCAGCUGUUUUCCAUGAUCAACCUCCUCCCCCUUUGAAUCUCUUCAAGCCUAGUCCAACUCGGAUAUCAAUUCCAUCCAUGCCAAAUGACACUAAGAUUGCAGAUGCAAGGACAAGAAGCAAGGAUCAACAAACCACUUCUGAAGCCCAUGAGAGCUCUCAAGUUGAGACUACAAAGGAAGAAUAUCUGAGUACCCCUGAAUGCGAUACUCAAAUUCUUUUACAGGGGAGCACGACCUGUUCAAUGAAGCACAAAGAAAAUCCUGCAAGCAAUGACACUGCAGAAUCAGAACCUGUCCCACAGAAUGUGAUGGUGCCUCCUUGUACUGAAUGCGAAGAGGAAAAAAACCCGGGAAAACAAUUGACCAGCACUGAAGGGAAGGCAAAUAGAGAAAAAAAAUGACUGUAAAUACCAAGAAACUGUGUUAAAAAACAUCCAUUUGCUAUUGUCUUCAUACUCUUUUUAGACCACAAGCUUGAUGGAAAUACUAAGUUUUUAAAGCAUGCAACUUUUUCACAAUUUUAUGUACCUUUAUAUAGUAGUCUACAAAUUUUCCAAAAGAUUCCAGGCCAAUUAUGAUCCUUAAGCAAUAACCUAAUUAAAAUGGAUAUCCAGGCUUCCCUGGUGGCACAGUGGUUGAGAGUCUGCCUGCUGAUGCAGGGGACGCGGGUUCGUGCCCCGGUCCGGGAAGAUCCCACAUGCUGCGGAGUGGCUAGGCCCGUGAGCCAUGGCCGCUGAGCCUGCACAUCCGGAGCCUGUGCUCCGCAACGGGAGAGGCCACAACAGUGAGCGGCCCGCAUACCGCAAAAAAAAAAAAAAAGGAUA
Messenger RNA from Globicephala melas (long-finned pilot whale), 2212 nucleotides. It is a transcript of the gene LUZP2, whose product is annotated as leucine zipper protein 2. NCBI's taxonomy places the organism in Eukaryota, Metazoa, Chordata, Mammalia, Artiodactyla, Delphinidae. The record is from RefSeq and is a predicted model, not a curated record.